Molecule: messenger RNA, 2594 nt
Organism: Cryptotermes secundus
Lineage: Eukaryota; Metazoa; Arthropoda; Insecta; Blattodea; Kalotermitidae
Product: sodium-dependent phosphate transporter 2-like
Exons: 13
Coding region: 578-2125 (515 amino acids)
Biological process (GO): phosphate ion transmembrane transport
Cellular component (GO): membrane
Molecular function (GO): phosphate transmembrane transporter activity
Source: RefSeq, a predicted model, not a curated record
GGUGAACUCCUACAAGAUUUUAACCACUGCGAGAACCACAAAUCCAUUGUUUCAGUAUUCCGAGCAGUCCUCAGGGGACAGAGCGGGGAAUUCCCUGCAGACUCGGACGCGCUUGCUGUAUGAAACGGCCGGGCCCAGCGCUGUUGAGUCACAGAACCGGUUGCGAACCUAUGGCCAUCCCCCCCCGUGUUACUGCAGGUCAGACCUUGCGCAACAGUUCGCUCGAAGCCUUCACCCGACAGGUUGUGGCAUCACAGUGUGGUUGGUCAUCUGACGGAGCAGGAUUCGCGACAGAAGAGGCCGCAGUUCGAAAUGUGUAAUCGUGCAGUAAAGCCAUACACCCCCAACAAUGGCAGGUAAACAGACUGCGUCAAGCCAGCCAAGGCUUCUGAUUGGAGCUCUUUGCUGCAACCUCCUGCGUCGCCCUAUAAGAGUAGGUGUUUUGCUGCCAGGCCGACAGGCCAACCAGCAGCGCAACAUUCCAAGGAAAGGGACAGAGGAGACGCCAUUGAAACAUUCAAGAGUGUCUGCCCCAAGUGUGCAACCCACAGCCUGAAGAUUUUGCAAGCUUUCCGUCAUGAUCGACCCGUACUCAGAAGAAGUGCUAUGGAUUGUCAUCAUAGGUUUCAUAAUGGCCUUUGUGCUGGCAUUUGGUCUUGGUGCGAAUGAUGUUGCCAACUCUUUUGGUACUUCAGUUGGAUCAAAAGUACUUACUGUCAAGCAGGCGUGUUGUUUGGCAACAGUGUGUGAAAUUGCUGGAUCCAUAUUGCUGGGGUACAAGGUGUCAGACACAAUGAGGAAAGGUAUUUUGCAGGUUAACGUUUAUGACGACGCAGAGUACGAGCUGCUGUUGGGCAUGUUUGCAGCCCUGAUUGGCAGCUCUGUGAUGCUGCUUGGUGCAACAUUCCUGAAGCUUCCCGUGUCUGCCACUCACAGUAUCGUUGGUGCUACUAUCGGUUUCUCUCUUGUUUGCCGUGGCGAUAAAGGGAUCAACUGGAAAGUCCUUGGAAUGAUUGUGGGAUCUUGGUUUGUAUCACCGCUGCUGUCUGGCGUGAUAUCCGUGUCACUGUAUCUGGUGAUCCGUCGCCUUAUCCUCAAUGCGUCUGAUCCCAUAGCACGAGGAUUGCUCUCUCUGCCCAUUUUCUAUGGCAUAACCAUCUUCAUCAAUGUUUUCACCAUUGUUCACGAAGGAUCAUCACUUCUCUAUUUCAAUAGAAUUCCACUGUGGGGUGUACUUGUACUCAGCUUUGGCAUUGGAGCACUUACCAUGGUGGCUGUAUGGUUUUUUCUUGUACCAUUCAUGAGGAAAAAGAUUGAAGAAGUGGGAUCAACGCCAAAGGUGACGAGUGGCGUAAAGACUGAUAUGGUCCGCACAGACACAUACAAGCAGACACUGCCAUGGACCAAUGGAAAUUCUGAUGUCACAGUUCUGGCAAGUGAGAUAGUUCUUACGCCACCCAAUACCAGUGAGGAGCCUGCACCCCCAGGACAUGAGUCUUCACUUGGGAAGGACAACCCAGCUUACUGUCUCUCCAUCCAGGACAAAACAGAAGAGCCAUCCUUAGAGGAGAAGAAGGAUUCCCAGGAGAAGAACCAAGUUGAAGAGGACCAGGCUAAGAUACUCAAGCUCUUCUCCUUCUUGCAGACCCUUACUGCCACGUUUGCCUCAUUUGUUCAUGGUGGAAAUGAUGUGAGCAACGCCAUUGGUCCAGUGAUAGCAAUAUGGAUGAUAUACACAGAAGGUUCUGUGCACCAGAAAUCAGAGACACCCUUGUACAUUCUGUUAUAUGGAGGUGUUGGUAUCUCUGUUGGACUGUGGAUAUGGGGCAAAAGAGUCAUGAAGACCAUAGGGGAGGACCUCACAACAAUCACAUCUUCCACAGGAUUCACAAUAGAGCUAGGCGCUGCUUUCACAGUCUUGUUGGCAUCAAAAAUUGGUCUUCCCGUCAGCACAACACACUGCUUGGUUGGAUCCGUUGUGUUUGUGGGCUGGGCCAAUUCUACGAAGAAAGGUGUUGACUGGAAACUCUUCAGGAAUAUUAUUGCUGCAUGGUUGGUAACAGUUCCAGUAUCUGGUCUACUUAGUGCUGCAGCAGUGGCAAUACUGAGAGAGAUUGCACUUUGAAAGUCUAGUGGGUAUGGAGGUACAUUUCCAUGCAUUCUGAACCCUGUCACAAGCUGCAUGAAAAUAGUGGGGAAGGAGACCCAGUAUCCAUUGACUUGGUGCACCUCAGAGCUCAUCUGGAAAUAGUGCCAAAUAAAUCAUUCAGAACUGAGACACGGUUUUUUGUGUGUCUAGGCAAUUACUUUAUGAACUCUGCUAUCAGUAAUAGUAUUAUGAGUUCAUUACAUACAGAACUUUUAUAAAGAAAUCUAUCGAAGAAUGCCCUCUUGGGAGACCAACAAGGAGAUCAGAAGAUAACAUUAAGAUGUAUCUUAAGUACGUAGACUGUGGUAAUGAGAGGUGCAUGAAACGGGUUCAGGAUCAUGUCCGGUGAUGGACUUUGAUAUUAGCAUUGUUGAACCUUUGGGUUCUGUUGAGAGAGAGAGAGAUGGUUAUGAAUGAUAUAAAAUUUAAGAAUCUGUUGCAAGUU